Messenger RNA from Cannabis sativa, 2820 nucleotides. RefSeq names its product chloride channel protein CLC-d. The record is from RefSeq and is a predicted model, not a curated record. Bases 1 to 2472 code for a protein of 823 amino acids. Lineage: Eukaryota; Viridiplantae; Streptophyta; Magnoliopsida; Rosales; Cannabaceae. Gene Ontology annotation, cellular component: membrane; intracellular membrane-bounded organelle. The transcript has 22 exons. Gene Ontology annotation, molecular function: voltage-gated chloride channel activity. Gene Ontology annotation, biological process: chloride transport; transmembrane transport.
AUGUUGUCGAAUCAUUUGCAGAAUGGGAUGGAGACAGCCAAGCUGGCGUGGUCUAGACUUCCGAACGCGGAGGAAGGGCAAACCGACGCUCUUGGCAUCGCAAAGAGCGAUGUGAACAGUGUCGAGAGCCUUGACUAUGAAGUUAUCGAGAAUUACGCUUACUGGGAAGAGCAGGCUCAAAGAGGAAAACUUUUUGUGGGAUAUUAUGUGGUAGUGAAAUGGUUCUUUGCACUGCUUAUUGGCAUCGGUACUGGACUAGCCGCUGUUUUCAUCAACAUUUCCGUUGAGAACUUUGCAGGCUGGAAGUUUGCUCUGACAUUUGCUAUAAUACAAAAAUCAUAUGUAGCUGGAUUUGUGGUGUACAUAUUAAUCAACUUGGCUCUAGUAUUGUCCUCUGUAUAUAUCAUUACACAGUUUGCACCAGCAGCUGCUGGAUCUGGUAUUCCAGAAAUCAAGGGUUAUCUGAAUGGGGUUGAUACUCACGGUAUCCUGCUUUUCAGAACCUUAAUUGGAAAGAUAUUUGGAAGUAUUGGGUCAGUUGGAGGUGGUCUAGCUCUUGGGAAAGAAGGUCCUCUUGUUCAUACGGGUGCUUGUAUUGCUUCUUUGCUUGGACAAGGUGGAUCUACAAAAUAUCAUGUAAGUUCCAGGUGGCUACAAGUAUUUAAAAGCGAUCGGGAUCGCAGAGAUCUUGUAACUUGUGGGUGUGCAGCAGGAGUUGCUGCUGCUUUUAGAGCUCCUGUUGGUGGUGUAUUAUUUGCAUUGGAAGAAGUAACAUCAUGGUGGAGGAGUCCACUUAUGUGGCGUGUCUUCUUCACUUCUGCCAUUGUAGCUGUUGUGGUGCGUACUGCAAUGGGGUGGUGUAAAAGUGGAAAAUGUGGACAUUUUGGUUCAGGUGGCUUCAUAAUAUGGGACACUUCCGAGUUAGGUUCUUUACUCUCUUCAGAUACUUACAUUACUGUGUCUGUUCAGCUUGUUCUAAUUUUAACUUGCCUUAUUUUCAGUGGCCAAGACGACUACUAUAUUAGGGAGCUAUUGCCAAUGGCAGUUAUUGGUGUGAUUGGAGGGUUAUUAGGAGCUUUGUUUAAUCAGUUAACAUUUUACAUUGCUGGCUGGCGUCGAAAUUAUUUGCACAAGAAAGGGAACAGAGUCAAGAUAUAUGAAGCCUGCCUUGUAUCUGUAAUAACUUCUCUUAUUUCCUUUGGUUUGCCACUUUUAAGAAAAUGCAGUGCGUGCCCUGAGUCGGAUUCUGAUAAUGGAAUUGAGUGCCCAAGGCCUCCAGGAAUGUAUGGGAACUAUGUAAACUUCUACUGCAGUAAGGACAAGGAGUACAAUGAUCUGGCAACUCUUUUCUUUAAUACUCAGGAUGAUGCCAUUAGGAAUUUGUUCAGUGCAAAAACAAUUCACGAGUUCAGUGCUCAAAGUCUAUUGACCUUUCUGGUUAUGUUUUAUAGUUUAGCAGUUAUAACAUACGGCACUGCUGUUCCAGCUGGUCAAUUCGUACCUGGGAUUAUGAUUGGUUCAACAUAUGGACGUCUUGUUGGCAUGUUUGUAGUUAACUUUUAUGCGAAGUUGAACAUUGAAGAGGGGACAUACGCUCUUCUUGGAGCUGCUGCUUUUCUUGGGGGAUCAAUGCGGAUGACAGUGUCUUUAUGCGUCAUUAUGGUUGAAAUCACAAAUAACUUGAAACUUCUAGUUCCUAUCAUGCUUGUUCUUCUAAUUUCAAAGGCUGUUGGUGAUGCUUUUAAUGAAGGUUUCUAUGAAGAACAGGCACGAUUAAGGAAUAUUCCAUUACUAGAAUCGAGACCUAAAUACCAGAUGCGGAAAAUGACAGCAAAGGAAGCCUGUGGAAGAGGGGUGGUCUCCUUCCCUCGAGUUGUUAAGGUUGCAGAUGUAGUUUCUAUUUUACAUAGCAACAAACACAAUGGCUUCCCAGUGAUUGACCAUACCAGAAAUGGAGAAACACUUGUCAUUGGACUCAUGCUUCGAACUCACUUGUUGGUACUUCUACAGUCUAAGGCUGAUUUUCAGCAUAGUCCUUUGCCUAGUGAUUCAAGAGGAUCUAGGUUUAUCAGGCAUUCUCUCAACGAAUUUGUGAAACCUGCUUCUAGCAAAGGAAUAUCUAUAGAUGAUGUGCAUCUUAGUUCAGAUGACUUGGAAAUGUACAUAGAUCUUGCCCCUUUUUUGAACCCCUCUCCAUACAUUGUCCCUGAGGAUAUGUCAUUGACGAAGGUAUAUAAUCUUUUCCGUCAGCUAGGUUUGAGACAUAUAUUUGUUGUUCCUCGUCCAUCUCGUGUAAUUGGUUUGAUUACCAGAAAAGACCUAUUGAUUGAGGAAAAUGUAGAUUCAGCCACCUUGGAGCUCCAAUCGACUAGUGUAAGACCUCAGCAUCGCGAUAGAAGUUCAGCCGUAAGGAAUGAAGAAGCGGAGCGCCCACUUCUCAACGGUCUUCUGGUCCAACAUAUGUCAGACUGAACUACCUUUGAAUCUUCCCUGAUGACUGUACUUCUCACUGCUUGUUUCUUAGUUCUUUCUUCCCACUUUCUCUUUGCUCAUCUUCUUUUAUCUUAGGCAUUUAGGGUAGUUAUUCAUUAAUGAUUGGUCUCCUUGCAUGGAGGGGUUUCUUUAGACCCAAGCGUCUGAAGUUUGUAUCAUAUAGAAAUGUAGUCAUAGAAGUUGAAAAACUAACAAUAGCAGAAUUCUAAUAAUUAGGUUAUAUCAAAGACAACAUAAACCUGGCUGAGUCGAUUGCCUAGGUUUGCAAUUUAUUGGAAUUAUUAUACAUUCAAAAGGCUUGGAAGUGAUUAAAGUGCUUCGUUUUUA